Messenger RNA from Brassica napus (rape), 1143 nucleotides. RefSeq lists its product as uncharacterized. The coding region runs from base 1 to 1143 and encodes 380 amino acids. NCBI's taxonomy places the organism in Eukaryota, Viridiplantae, Streptophyta, Magnoliopsida, Brassicales, Brassicaceae. The record is from RefSeq and is a predicted model, not a curated record. The transcript has 4 exons.
AUGACCUUCAAUCAAAAAGUUGGGUACAUUAGAGGAACCUAUAUGAAUGGAUACUAUGCACAGCCUCAGCCACAACCGCUAUAUUACAACCACCAUCACUUGUAUGGUGGAGGACGAGAUAUGGUUGGGGCAAGUCCGAUGAUGCCUCUCUACACUUUCUAUCCUUAUCAUCAGUCUCAGGCCAUCGGAUUUACUCAACCUUCCUUUACGAAACCUAUUUCCACUCAUCCCAUAUCAGGUCGAAACCUUAUCGACAAGGACUCGAGCAAUCCAUCCCCGCGGAACCCCGAAGGUUUGCAGGAAAAUACUCGACUUCCAACUCCACACGACAGGUCCGGAACGUCGCGGGAACGUCCUUCGGGACAAAACCCCAGCGAAACAUCCCCUGCCGAGAAAUGGAACUCAGAGAGUCCUCCACCUCCUGCUAAGGACACGGAGGCCAAUGAAGUCGAGCAUGUCGACUUGGAUCCCAGCAACGUCACCAACGAUACUGAGGAGGACGCUGACAAACAUCCAAGAAGAAUCAGAAGCCGAUCCGCUCGGGAAAGCUCCCCGUUCGAUAAACCAAUGACAGAAGAUGAGGAAAACCUCUACAGGAUCGAACAGGAGGAGCUGGCCAAAAAACAGGCCGGGAUUACUCGCAGCAAACGCCGACAAGCUCGGAACUCUGCUAGCGAGAAAUCAGACAUACGCGACCUACGCGACUACAUAACCAAAACUGCUGCGGAAGUAAGGGCCGUGAAAUCCCAGAUCCAUCACGCUACCAGUGCUGCCCCAGAGAUCGAUAGAAUACUCGAGGGAGCUCAGAAAACGGCUUUCACCGCUCGCAUCUCUGAUACGAGAGUAUCUGACCCGGGAAAAAUUAAAGUACCAAAGUACGAUGAUAGAGAAACAUCCAAUGUCGACCUCUGGAGUCUGUCCCAAAGGGAAGACGAACCCCUCCGUGAGUUCAUAAGCCGGUUCAAGCUGAUUAUGUCAAGGGUUAGCAGGAUAAGCGACAAGGUGGCCAUAGACGCACUCAGAAAAACACUCUGGUACAAGUCAAAAUUCAGAAAAUGGAUAACCCUCGACAAACCACGGAUGAUCCAAGACGCCCUCCUCGAAAGAUGUAGACCAAAAGACGAAAAAGAAAAGCUCUCGUAA